This is a messenger RNA of Daucus carota subsp. sativus, 2724 nucleotides long. RefSeq names its product pentatricopeptide repeat-containing protein At2g46050, mitochondrial. Gene Ontology annotation, biological process: RNA modification. Gene Ontology annotation, molecular function: RNA binding; protein binding. The coding region runs from base 106 to 2088 and encodes 660 amino acids. Gene Ontology annotation, cellular component: intracellular membrane-bounded organelle. Lineage: Eukaryota; Viridiplantae; Streptophyta; Magnoliopsida; Apiales; Apiaceae. The transcript has a single exon. The record is from RefSeq and is a predicted model, not a curated record.
AAGGACGGAGGGAAUACAUAGUUUUGAAAGAUACGAGUGCAUGACACACACGGGUUAAGAUUACUUGUACCCGUCUCCAAAAUCUGAGCCAUUAAAAUCAGCUCCAUGUUUGUUAGUACUUGCCGCUCUUACUCCAUCCUGACCGUUCAAUUCAAAAAUUCGUUACUACUUGCCGCGAAUUUCAACAGGACUGUGUGUAAAACCCGCAAAACUAGUCAAAAAGAUGAUCACUUAAGUAGACUCAGUGCAUCAAUGGAGAUAUCCGACCCGACCCAUUUCACCAAUCCAUGCUAUACUCAAUCUUUUUACUCAACUUCACUAAAGUUAUGUGCAAAAAAAGGGUUUUUUGCCCAAGGAAAGCAAUUACAUGCAUCAAUGAUAAAGUUUGGAUUUUUUCAUAAUGUGUUAUGGUUACAAAAUCAAGUCUUGAAUCUUUAUAUUAAGUGUAAACAAGUGGAUGAUGCAAUUAAGGUGUUUGAUGAAAUUCUUGUGAGAAAUGUUGUGACUUGGAAUAUAUUGAUUUCUGGUUUGGUUGGGUGUGGUAGAAGCGUUUGUUACAUGGGUUUUUGCUAUUUUAGGAGGAUGAUGUUUGAAAUGUUUGUUCCGGAUAGCACAACUUUUACGGGGUUGUUUAAGUUGUGCAUUGAAAUCAAUGAUAUUGAGAUUGGUAGGCAGUUGCAUUGUUUGGUGAUUAAGGCAGGGUUGUGUGAAGAUUGUUUUGUUAGCAGUGUUCUUGUUGAUUUAUAUGCCAAAUUUGGGGUAGUUGAAGAUGCGAGAAAGGUCUUUGAUUUUGUUUUGGAUAGAGAUGUAGUAUUGUGGAAUGUGAUGGUGUCUUGCUAUGCGUUGAAUGGGUUGGGAGGAGAGGCUUUUCGGGUGUUUAGAUCGAUGGAAUUUAAUGGGGUCAAGGGUGAUGAUUUUACAAUUACUAGUCUUAUUAAUGUCUGUUCUAGUUGUGCAUCGUGUGAAUUGGGUAGGCUGAUUCACGGACUUCUGAUUAGACAGGGUUUUGAUUUGGAUGUAGUGAUUGCUAGUGCACUGAUUGAUAUGUAUGUAAAAACUGAAAAUAUAUGUGAUGCUCUCAAAGUGUUUCAGGCAAUGAACUUAAGAAAUUCGAUAUCUUGGACCACUUUAAUUGUAGGUUAUGGACGUCAUGGGGAUGGGAAUAAGGCUACCAUCUUACUCGUGAAAAUGUUAGGAGAAGGUUUAAAUCCUGAUGAACUAACAUUAGCAAGUGUACUUAGCUCAUGUGGUAAUCUAUCCCUUUUUGGUGAAACUGUUCAAAUUCAUGCUUAUGCAUUAAAAACUGCGUUUUCGGCUUUUCUAUCAGUUGGAAAUGCUCUAAUAAACUCAUACAGCAGAAGUGGUAACUUUGCCAGUGCAUAUCUAUCUUUUAUCUCGAUUAUAGAGCCUGAUCUUGUAUCAUGGACUUCAAUGAUAGGAGCAUGUGCAUUUCACGGUCUAUCAGGAGAAGGUAUUCGACUUUUUGAGGAGAUGCUAUCACAUAAAAUUAGGCCAGACAGAGUUGCCUUUCUGGAAGUUCUUUCUGCCUGUUGUCAUGGGGGACUAGUGUGUGAAGGGUUCCGCUACUUUGCGUUGAUGACCGGUGCUUAUGAAGUUGUGCCAGACUUGGAUCAUUAUACUUGUCUCAUUGACCUCCUAGGGCGAGCUGGUCUUCUUGUUGAGGCCUUCAACAUGUUGCGUUCAAUGCCAAUACAACCUGGACCAGACACCUUGGGAGCAUUUAUUGGGGCUUGCAAGGUCUACGGGAACCUAGAGUUAGAAAAAUGGUCUACAGAACAGCUAAUCAUCUUGGAACCGAAUAUGUCAGUCAGUUACACUCUCAUGUCCAACAUGUAUGCUUCUGCAGGAUCUUGGAAAGAUGUAAGCAGGGUUCGUAAGAUGAUGAGAGAAAAUUGUCACUUCAAAGUUCCAGGUUCUAGUUGGACUGAUAUUGCGGGAGAGGUUCACACAUUUUUCUCAAGUGACAGAACACAUCCCCAAAUGCUCGAGAUGAAUGCUGCUUUGGUUACCCUGUUUGGUCUAAUGAAGAACAAAGAACACAGGCCCAGCAUCGACCUUUUGCACUGAGAAUUGAUGUGCCCUUCCUCCGCCAACUUGAUGGCUUAGUAUUAGCCAUAUAAAUAUAGCCAUGUUCAGUUUGAGGUUUAUGCAUUCUUUUAGCUUCUUAUAGUUUACCGUCUUUCCAGUUAUGUAUAUCAAAAAUUUGCAGAUAGUUACACAAGUUGUAAAAUGUCAAAUUUUCAUACAUCGUUUAUAGUGAUCCUCAGAUUUUAUAUGACAAAUUUCAGUAUCAUGCCAUCUGUUCACGCUAAAAUCUUUCAUCUUGGGGGCAAGAUAUAUAUGGAACAAGACUCCUAUUAAUGACACGUAAAGUUUGGCAUUUCAGACUCCUUCCGCAAAAUGGAGGAAAUGAUAUUUGUGAUGAAUUUCUUACUUGUUUAACAAUAUGCAUAAUUCUGAUAUUUUGUCCCCAGUGCUAAUGUUAAGCGUAUACAAUUUGUUCUUAAUUCAAUUACUGUUUUGAUUGCCUGUGAUAUGUCAGGUUGUUGGAUUCUUGCCAAAUUGGGCAGCUUAUGAUUGCCAGUUUGAUGUAUGAUGUGCAUCAGUGGAUGCUGUCCAGGAUUUAUUGCCAACAAACUCAGUUUGUUUUGAAGUAGACUGUAAGUUUUUUCAACCAACUGAUGAUUUUGAUGUACUUUGACA